AAGCUUCAACCUCACACUAGCCAGCCCCAGACCCCAGAGCUUCAGCUCACUCCCACUAUCUUCGUCCUCCUCUCAACCACCACCAACUCCCAAAUCCCGCCGCGGAGCUCACAACAUCCAAGAAACCACUCGCGGGCAGCUUGCCACCCCGCGGAUCCAGGCCCCGCGAUGGCCGCCUGGGCGGCGCUCCUGGCCGUCGUCCUGGCGCUGUCGUGCGCGCGGGAGCGGCGGCUGCUGGCGGCCGACGCGGCCGUGGGGGUCAACUGGGGCACCCUGUCGUCGCACCGCGCGCCGCCGGCGGUGGUGGUGGACCUCCUGCGCGCGAACCGGAUCGGGAAGGUCAAGCUCUUCGACGCCGACGCCGGCGUGCUGCGCGCGCUCGCGCGCAGCGGCAUCGAGGUCAUGGUCGGCCUCACCAACGGCGAGCUCGCCGGCAUCGCGGGGUCGCCGGCGGCCGCCGACGCCUGGGUCGCGCAGAACGUCUCGCGCUACGUCGGCCGCGGCGGCGGCGUCGACAUCCGGUAUAUUGCUGUGGGAAAUGAGCCAUUUCUGACAAGCUACCAGGGUCAAUUUCUGUCAUACGUUAUUCCAGCAAUGGCAAACAUUCAGCAAUCACUGGUGAAGGCUAAUCUUGCUAGCUACGUGAAGCUAGUAGUCCCGUGCAACGCCGACGCAUAUGAGGGCGCCGUUCCGUCGCAAGGAGUGUUCAGGACUGAAUUGACCCAGAUAAUGACCCAGCUCGCCGCUUAUCUCAGUUCAAAUGGAGCUCCGUUCGUGGUCAAUAUCUACCCAUUCCUCAGUCUUUACCAGAAUUCCGACUUCCCAGAAGAUUAUGCCUUCUUUGAGGGAUCAACUCAUCCACUUGUAGAUGGCUCCAACGUGUACUACAAUGCUUUCGACGGCAAUUUCGACACGUUGAUUUCUGCUCUGGGUAAACUCGGCUACGGGCAACUACCCAUUGCAAUUGGUGAGGUGGGUUGGCCGACUCAGGGAGCACCAAGUGCAAACUUGACUGCAGCAAGGGCAUUCAACCAAGGGCUCAUCAACCGUAUCAUGAGCAACAAAGGGACUCCCCUCCGCCCUGGUGUACCCCCAGCUGAUGUCUAUCUUUUUGGCCUUCUUGAUGAGGAGCAGAAGAGUACCCUACCUGGAAACUUUGAGCGACACUGGGGGAUCUUCUCUUUUGAUGGGCAGGCCAAGUACCCGUUAAACCUUGGGUUAGGCAACCCGGUGCUGAAGAAUGCUAAAGAGGUGCCCUAUCUUCCGUCGCGGUGGUGCGUCGCGAACCCGGCUCAGAGCCUCGACAACGCGUCAACUCACCUGAAGCUUGCUUGCGACAUGGCGGAUUGCACCACCCUCUACUACGGAGGGUCGUGCAACGGCAUCGGGGAGAAGGGCAACGUCUCCUUUGCUUUCAACAGCUACUACCAGAUGCAGAAGCAGGAUGCCAAGAGCUGUGAUUUUGAUGGGCAUGGGCUGAUAACUUUCCUUGAUCCAUCUAUGGGUGAAUGCCGCUUUCUUGUUGGCAUCGAUGAUAGCAAGAGCUCUGCGGCUGCCUCUUGUGGCAAUUGCUGUGGGGUCUUCUGUGGGGUGUCGAUUUUCGCUUUGUGGUUGUUCAUGUACCUUAGGAUGAUGAGCUCUGCCUGAUGGUUGAAAUGAUCUAUUGGGGCAUGAUAGGCGUGCCUUUGUGAAAUACUACUAGCUUGUACGCUUGACUUCUAGAUGACUAGAUAUGAAUCCUAGAUUAUGAGCCCUAGAUUAUCGUAAGAUUAGCGAAGAAGACAAUUUUAGUCAUAUAUGGAGAUUAAUUUAUUGUUUAAAUUUCUA
Triticum urartu is the source of this 1827-nucleotide messenger RNA. RefSeq names its product O-Glycosyl hydrolases family 17 protein. Gene Ontology annotation, molecular function: hydrolase activity, hydrolyzing O-glycosyl compounds. Gene Ontology annotation, biological process: carbohydrate metabolic process. The record is from RefSeq and is a predicted model, not a curated record. Lineage: Eukaryota; Viridiplantae; Streptophyta; Magnoliopsida; Poales; Poaceae.